AUUCCACCUGAAAGGCGUUGUCAUGUUUCUUGAGGAGUUUCGGUUGUUUGGCGGUCGCGUUCAUGAGAUAACAAAACCCGCAGUCGGUGUUUUUUUAAAAGAGGCCGAGUUCAUCCUUUGCGUCGUCGCUCAUCAUUUCCAUGUUCCAAGGCGGGCUCCAGACGACAUUGACGUUGACUUCGUCAAUCCCGUCUAUUUGCUGCGUGACCUGCUGUGCACCGUU
Molecule: messenger RNA, 223 nt
Organism: Geodia barretti
Lineage: Eukaryota; Metazoa; Porifera; Demospongiae; Tetractinellida; Geodiidae
Source: the annotation of a GenBank genome assembly